Molecule: messenger RNA, 6135 nt
Organism: Patella vulgata (common limpet)
Lineage: Eukaryota; Metazoa; Mollusca; Gastropoda; Patellidae
Product: serine/threonine-protein phosphatase 1 regulatory subunit 10
Exons: 21
Coding region: 414-3257 (947 amino acids)
Cellular component (GO): nucleus
Molecular function (GO): metal ion binding
Source: RefSeq, a predicted model, not a curated record
AGAUACCGAUCGGAAAGCAAGGUGUAUUUUCUAGACUUCGAAUUUACAACAAAUUCUAAGACACACCUUAGCUUUUGUGAAAAUUUGAACCAUUAUUAUUAGGAUAGACGAAAAACUUUAUUAGGAGACGGUUGGAAGUAAAUUGACCGAGAAUAUUACACAUCAAAUAGACGAAUCUGAUAGAGAAAGACGGCAACUGUGCCAUUUUGAUUUUCUUCAAUACAAAGGGCGUCGAUAAGCCUCCAAAAAAUAUUCUAUUACAACCUCGAAAUUCUGUAGAAAUGUUGUCGUUUACACCAAUCUAGAUAAUAUUGCAUUCUAUGAGAAGAAAUGCGUGCAGAAAGUUGAGCACAUCGUGUAUGGAAAGUGGUGUGUUCGAGAAACUGUCGACUUGAAAUGUUCUCUAGUUAGAAAUGGUUGAAAGAAAACUGAUGCGUCCAAAACGUAAGAUGACAAAUUCAAAUUCUAAUACCAUGUUUAAAACGGUCGUUAUCCCUAAAGUUGUCGGGGAUAGAGUUUUGGCACCAAUAGAUGCCCAACAGUUAUUAAAUGCCCUGGCCCCGUUACUAGCAUCAGAUGGUAGUAUCAAGGGACCAGUGGAAGCCUCUCGCAUCAGUAGUUUGAUGAAAGAUGCAUACAAAAUGGUGAGCAAGUGUGUAUAUUUAAAUAUACUAAAAAUAACCAGCGACCCACAGACAUUAGAAAAGUUUAUAGCAGUGGGAGGAUGGGAAACCCUAAACGACUGGUUACAGGAAUGCAAGGUUCCAGAAUAUAACGGAUUUCUUAUAGAAGUUUUAAAAGUAUAUAAAGAAUUACCUGUUACCAUAGAUUUAUUGAAGAAAAAUAAUGCUGCUAAAACAAUCAAACAAUUAGCUAAAUCAGAUGUUGAUAAUAUUAAGAUAUUAUCAAGUCAUAUUAUUGACAGUUGGAUGAAAACAGUUAGAGAAGGCAAGGCUGAAGAUGGAGAGAAAAAGAAAGAUAAAAAGAGAAAGAAAGAACAUUCCAGUAGUAAAGAUAAAGAUAAAAAGGAUUCUACAAAUAGUGACUCAAAUUCCAAUCAUAAACAUGAACAUUCUAGUAAACAUGAACAUUCUAGCAAACAUGAACAUUCUAGUAAACAUAGACAUAAUAGUAGUGAGGAAAAAACAUCCAAAAAACCUAAAACUGUGAAAACAUUAGCUAGUAAAUUUAGAUCUACAGGGUUAGAAGAUCAAACAAUUGUUCCUGUUAAAAAGAAAACAAUUGGUGAUAUUAGACCAUUCCCUGUUUUACCUAAAAGACCGGUUAAUAGUGAAGAACCGGUUGAGAAGAAGCCUCGUUUAACGUUAACUAUACCAGUACCUCCAUCUUUAUCCACAACGACAACUCAGCCUACAUCAACUAGUCCUGUAAAUACAUCACCUCCAGAAGUUACACACGGAAAAAUCAAAAUAAUUCCAGCUAAAAGACUUCCCACCCAUGAGAUACACGAAGAUUCCGGUUUUAUGGAUAGUAUAUCCAGGGCACCUCGUUACGGUCAGGUAAAGAAAAAGAAAAAAUUAACAUCUCCUGUAUCAACAUCAGCACCUACUACAACAGCAUCUACUGGUCCUCCACAGUUACAACCAGCUAUUCCAAAUACCUCGCCUACAUCUGCUACUAGUCCUAUAUCACCAACUGUUUCCAUGGCUCAACGAUUACCAUCUGUUCCCUCAUUCUAUAAAGAUACGUUAGAAACUGUAGAAGAACCUGCUAGUCAAGAGAUGAACGAGAGAAGUCCGUCACCCAUAGAACUUAAUCCUGUUAAUCUACAGAUGCCGUUACUAUCUCCAGAACGUCCAGUCACACCAACAGAUCAAGAUUUGGAUAAUAAACCAGAACAAGAUGGUGAAAAUAAAGAGGAACCUAAAGGUGAUGGUGUUGACGAUGAUGGUGAACAGAAAGGAUUAUUGACAACGGGUCCAACCAAGAAAAAGAAACCAAAGAAAAAAUUACGUUGGGCUGAUGAAAAUAGAUUACGUCAAUUCUUUUAUUUUGAACUAGAUGAAACAGAGAGAGAAAAUGUGAAUAGACCCAAAGAUUUCAAUAGUUUAAAGAAAGCUGAGAGAAUGAUGGAAGGAAGGGCAAUGGAUAAUGCUAGAAGAGUAAGUCAUGAUAAUCAACAAGAAACAGUGCCGUGGCGUAAACCGGAGUUAUUAGAUGGUUUAGUAGAAGUUGUUAUACCAGGUGGUAAUAGUACAGAUAGAGAUAUACAGAAACAGAGAGAACAGGGUGUUUUACAAGCAUUGUUCUUCUCUAAAGCCAUGUUACCUGAUACACCAACUGAACCAGAUUUAGAAUCUUUUGAAGCAACAGAACCUAAAAAUAUUCCACUAGAAGAUGGUAGUGCAUCUGGAGAAGAAUAUUCCCACACGUAUGACAACCUGGAAGCCAGACCAGAUAAACUAACAAUGGAUCUACCUCCACCACCUCAAUCAUUAUUAUUUCCAUCUCAAUCAGCUGGUCUACCAGAGGAGUUGACCAAUAUAUUAAAUAACUUCAGUAAAAAUCCUCCCACUGGUAAUAAUGUACCCAAUGAUAUGAUGCACAACGUACAGAAUAUGUUGGCUGUUAUUAUGCAAGCUAGUCAAGAUGGUAACCAGAAUGAGAUGAUAGAUAAAUUACGAAUGGCACUCGAACCAUUUCGUCAUCAACUACCAGAAUUAUUCCAGAUGCAACCUAACUUUGGUAUGGGAGGACCACCGCCACCAAAUAUGAUGGGACCAAGGGGUCCACCAGGUUUAUUAGGAGCUGCCCCACCUGGAUUUGCACCAUUAGGAGGACCACGCCCACCAAGAUUUAUGGGAGGACCCCCAGGGCCAGGAGUAAUGAUGGGACCAGGAGGUCCGCCUAGAGGACCAGGUCCGGUUGAUGAAUGGGGUGAAAAUAUGAUGGGUGGACCAAUGGGACCACGUGGUCCAAUACGGCAUGGAUUCCCUCGACCUCGAGGUGGUAACAUGAAUCGUGGAGGACCGAGAGGUGGACGAGGAAUAGGAGGAAAUCGUGGUGGUGGUGGACGAGGUGGAGGUAACUGGGAUCGUGGAGAUAGAAACGGAGAUAAUGGUGGAGGUCGAGAUCAUGGUGAUCGAGAUAAUCGGGGUGGUGAUCGCGGACGUGGCGGUCGAGGUGAUAGAGACAGAGCUAAAAGAACUGUUUGUCGUCAUUUUGUAUCAGGAGGUGGCUGUAAAUAUGGAGACACUUGUAGCUUUUUACAUCCAGGUGUUAAUGGACCACCAUAGUUUAUAUAUUAUAAUUAUGGAUGUAAGAGACUACUAGAGAAAGGAAGCAGUGCAAUUGAAUGUGAAAGUAGUAGGGGAAAAAAUUGGACAUUGUCUAUUUUCAAUGAGUCAAUUUCACAACAUUUCUACUUUGUGUCCUGAUGACCGAAAAAUAAUUGGAGAAGGAAAAGGAGGUUUAUCUAGAGGAUUGCAUGAUGUCAAGGAGACUGUUCCAAAAGAAACACCAGCAGUCUGAAUCGAUUCUGUGUUCUAAUUUAAAAACACUUGAAUAAAAAUUUGAUUUUAUGGCUCUUGUAUAAAUGAUGGAGAAUAUAUUAAUUUAUUAAAGUGAUAACUUUUCGUGAUCAACAAUCUUCAGGAGUUUUAUAAAACCUGAAAUAAAAUAUAUAUCAACAAACAUGGCGGACACUAGUUAAUGAUUAUUUGAUGUGCAUUAAGUUAUUCUUACAUUUAAAAUAAAUCAAAAUCAACCUAUACUAGUGAUUGUAUUCAAAGUAUUAUACUCCAGUGGUAUGGAUAAACAAAUUGUUAUAUUUAAAAUACAUGGUGGUUAAACUAACUAGUAUUAUACUCCAAGGAUGUGUAUUAAAUUCUUAUAUUUAAAAUACAUCAUAGUGAUUUUAUUCAGUGCUUUAUACUCCAGUGACGUGGGUUGUAUAUAAAAUAUGGCAUAGUCAAACUAUGUUCGUUUAACUCCAUACUGGAAUGGGUUAAAAUCUUUAAAACUUGUGCCAGGCGUUGGAAGCAGUGAGUCAGUAGUUGGAGAAAUAACAGUUCAUUUAAACUAUCUGGCAAUCCUGGAGAUAAGGAUCCUGUCACAGACUUCUUCAAGUAUAAAUUAUCACACAACUUAUUUACUGGAAUAUGUUAAACCAUGUGCCAAGCCUGGAAACAGUGAGUCUGUAGUUAGACAAAUAACAGUUUAUUGUGUUCAACAAAGUCAUAAACAAUGCUAAAUUUGUAUAAAAUAAACCGAUUAUGACAUGUGAGAAUAAAUGCUUGUUAUAAAUUUUAUAUAGUGCAUAAUGAAGUAAUUGCAUUUCAUAAUUUUGUGUAUUGAUAUUUUGUGAAAAUGAGAAAGAAAUUUAAUUUGUAUAGGACUAAAUUUAUAUUGUGUGUUCAAACAAUAUUUAUAUGAAGAUAGCCUUUCUUUUAAGUUGCCUGAAUGCUGUGGAUGUUGCAUGAAAUAGUCGUACUUCGGCUUCACUGUCCUUUUCUUGUACAAGGUAUUUAUAUGUACUGUGAUAUUCGCAUACCAGGAAUAGCGUGGAAGGAAAUGGUACAUUGUGUGAAGUCAUAUUAACAGGUCUAGUCUUUGAGAGGAGUCGAAAUAUGGUCUAUUGAGUAUUAUGGUUUUCUACAAACCGUCCAUAUUUCGCUAUUGUUUGGCUACCAAAAUAACAUUUGUUUACAGUUUACAGCAAAUUGCCUUGUAAACAGGUAAACAAUGGGAAUUAGUCAAGGAAAUUGAAAGUACUACAGAGUUUAAAUCUUUAUAGUUUCUAAAUGAAGAUGAAUAUUGUCAACAAUUACAAUGAUAAAAAGCUGAUUAAUAACAAUAAAUUAUGACUUGAAUAUACUCAAUUAAUGGGGGUGGGUACAGCCCAAAAUGUGGUGAUUAUUAUUUUGGUGCUAAGAUGGUUCUGAAUGGCAAGAGUCUUGGUGCAGAUGUAUAAAUGAAAAUGCUCGCACAUCAAUUAAUGUGAUAAAUAAACAUUCUUAAAUUAUUUUUGUUGAAAGAAUAUUUCAAUUAAUAAUGGAUGAUUGAAUUUGUUGAUUAAAUUAAUUUAAAUUUUGGAUAGAAAUUCUUUGAUUGGUGCAUAGCUUCAUAAAUUAUCUGAUAUAGGUUUGAAGAAUGACUUGUGUUUUUCAUGAAUUAUCUGAUCUAAAGCAGGACUUGUGUGUUCAUUAUCUGGUAUAUGUUUGAAGCAUAACUUGUAGUUGUAUGAUCAUGAAUUACCUAGUUUCAAGCAUGUUUUCUUUCAUGACAUAUAUCUGAUAAAUGGUUGCGGUAGUGCUCGUGUUGUCAUAAGUGAUGUGAUUAAAACAUUAAAUUGUAUAUGGAUGAAGCAUAACACUUUUAAUGUUUUCAUGACAUAAUGGUAGGAGCUUAUAUUAACGUAGGCCCUGCUAUUAUAAAAAGCAAUUUUCAUUAAAGGGACAAUAACACUCUUGCUGGCUUGACAGCUCCAGAAAAAUAAAAAAAAGCCUUAUUCUAAGUACUAGAUGUGUUAGUGUCUUACCUGUUGUGUAAAUUAUCCAUUAAAUCCUAUUUUACUUGUCCAGAGAGUUCAAAAAUAUUUCUAAAUCCAAGUCACAUUUGAAAAGCUUUACAGUCAGGCUUUUCAAAUCAUUUAGUUGAAUUUUUCCAAUUUUUUAAAUGAAGUGUGUUAAGAUGAAAUUUGUAUCAUCAAUUAAUUAGAAUAUUGUAAAAUAGUACAAUUUGUUGACCAGAAUAAAGAUUGGGACAUAUUAUUCAGUUACAACAAGAGUGGUAUUGAGCCUUUAAAGGGAGAUAAUCCUGUUGAAUAUUUCAUGACAUGGUAGGAGUUAAUGAUUCAAGAUAGUGCAUGUAUUGAUGAUAUUGUUAUAACACGGAGAUAAUUUUAUUGAAUAUUUAUGCGUGACUCUAUGCUAAAUCUGAUCAUUGAUAAUACAUGUAUGUUGUUUAUGCAAAUUAUAGGUGUAUAUAUGUAAAGAUAAUUGUAAUAUAUUUGUAAAUAUAUUAGAUAAAGUAUAAUAAUAAAACUCUAUUGUGAUAGAGAUCUAAUGAAGUUUAUAUAUUAUAGAAUAUGAUUUGUUAUGGCCUCAUUCAUGUAAAUUCAUUAUCAUUCAUUGUUUUUCUACAUCACUCAUUAAAAAUGUUUUGAUACAAAAG